Messenger RNA from Daphnia pulicaria, 758 nucleotides. RefSeq names its product zinc finger protein 2-like. Gene Ontology annotation, molecular function: RNA polymerase II cis-regulatory region sequence-specific DNA binding; DNA-binding transcription factor activity, RNA polymerase II-specific. The annotation marks the transcript as partial. NCBI's taxonomy places the organism in Eukaryota, Metazoa, Arthropoda, Branchiopoda, Diplostraca, Daphniidae. The transcript has a single exon. Gene Ontology annotation, biological process: regulation of transcription by RNA polymerase II. The record is from RefSeq and is a predicted model, not a curated record. Gene Ontology annotation, cellular component: nucleus.
ACCCCUUUUUCAGUCAGCAGCUCCAGCAGCAGCAGCAGCAAAUGUACCAGCAACAGCCGGACGUGGUCCAGGGACUGCUGAGCCCCGGACUGAGCAGUUCGGCGGCGGCCGCCAUGGCCCUGGCCACCCGCAAUUCCUGCAAGACGCUGAAAUGCCCAAAGUGCAACUGGCACUACAAGUACCAGGAGACGCUGGAAAUUCACAUGAAGGAGAAGCAUCCGGAGAGCGAGACGUCGUGUCUCUACUGUCUGACUGGCCAGCCUCAUCCGCGGCUGGCCCGCGGCGAAACGUACACGUGCGGAUACAAGCCGUACCGCUGCGAGGUCUGCAACUAUUCGACGACGACCAAAGGCAACCUGAGCAUCCACAUGCAGUCGGACAAGCACUUGAACAACGCCCAGGAAUUGCAUCACAGCAGCAACGGGCAGCAGCAGCAGCAGCCGGGCGGAGGCGGUGGCGGCGGAGGCAACGGACUGGGCAACAAUAGCGCCCACAAUACCAGCGCCGAAUCGCUGACGUCGCCGUCUAAAACGAGUUCCAGCUCGUCGCUGCUCCAUCACCAGAGCCCCAACAUGACGAGCUCCGUCAACAAUCCGGCGGUGGCCAACAGUUUGACAAACAGUCCGGCCACUUCGUCGUCAGUGUCGUCGAGCCAAUUGGCCAAACUGGCGGCGCCGGCCAACAAGCCGACGUUCCGGUGCGACGUGUGCAACUACCAGACGAACGUCGGCCGGAAUUUGCGGAUCCACAUGACGAGC